AUGGCGAAAGUGUUUACUUUCCUUGUAUCUUUCUGUCUCUGCAUUGGUUUAUUUGCCAUUCCUAUUAAUGCAAGACCAUCCCAUCAUAAUCAUCACCAUCAUCACCGUCAUCAUAAGUUUACUCAGAAGAGUGAUGAGGAUAAAACUUACUUGUCUCAUGUAUAUGCUACUGAAACUGGAAGCAAUUUCACCCAUGUAUGUGACCCUUCAAGAUAUAAAGCUGUUGGAUUGGAAAUGUCCAACUUUGCAUUUUGUGAUUCAUCCCUUUCUUACGCUGCUAGGGUGAAGGAUUUGGUGGAUCAAAUGACACUUUCUGAAAAGGUAUACCAGCUAGGCAAUCUUGCUUAUGGUGUGCCUCGCCUGGGCCUGCCAAAGUACGAGUGGUGGUCUGAGGCUCUGCAUGGUGUCUCCAAUGUUGGCCCCGGCACAUUCUAUGACGACGUUGUUCCCGGCUCAACAAGUUUCCCCACCGUUAUCAGCUCAACAGCUUCGUUCAAUGAGUCAUUGUGGAAAAAAAUUGGUCAGGCUGUUUCAACAGAAGCUAGAGCCAUGUACAAUCUAGGGCGGGCUGGGCUAACAUUUUGGAGUCCAAAUAUCAAUGUAGUGAGAGAUCCGAGAUGGGGAAGAGCCUUAGAAACCCCAGGUGAAGAUCCUUUCGUUGUUGGCAGGUAUGCAGUGCAAUAUGUUAGAGGUCUUCAAGAUGUGGAGGGACAUGAAACAAAUUACACUGAUUUGAACACUAGACCUCUCAAAGUUUCUUCAUGCUGCAAGCAUUACGCUGCAUAUGAUGUUGACUUCUGGCUUGGUGUUGAUCGAACCAGUUUUGAUGCAAGGGUGCAAGAGCAAGAUAUGGUGGAAACAUUCCUUCGACCAUUCGAAAUGUGUGUUAAAGAAGGAGAUGUUAGCAGUGUAAUGUGCUCUUAUAACCGUGUUAAUGGCAUACCAACUUGUGCUGAUCCUAAACUUUUGAGGGACACCAUUAGAGGAGAGUGGGAUCUUCAUGGAUACAUAGUCUCAGAUUGUGAUUCAAUCGAUGUUAUGGUGCAUAAGCAUAAGUUUCUUGGUGAUACAAAUGGAGACGCCGUGGCUCAGGCAUUAAAAGCAGGUUUGGAUUUGGAUUGUGGCAUCUUCUACACGAAUUUCACUGGAAGUGCAGUGCAACAAGGAAAGGUCAGGGAAGGAGAUAUUGACAAGUCGUUGAAGUAUCUUUACACUGUGCUAAUGAGGCUAGGCUACUUUGAUGGAAGCCCUAAUUCCCAAUAUAAAUCUCUUGGCAAGAGUGAUAUCUGCACAAAUGAGAACAUUGAGUUAGCCACAGAUGCAGCGAGACAGGGAAUUGUACUCUUGAAAAAUGACAAUGACACUUUGCCUUUGGACUCUUCCAAGUUCAAAAAGCUAGCCGUGGUUGGGCCACAUGCCAAUGCCACAGCAGCAAUGAAUGGAAAUUAUGCAGGUAUUCCAUGUCGAUAUAUAUCUCCUGUUGAUGGCUUUAAAACAUAUGGAGAAGUAAACUACGCAAUGGGAUGUGGUGAAGUUAUGUGCAAGAAUGAAAGCUUCAUAUUCCCGGCUAUGGAAGCUGCAAAGCAUGCUGAAGCUACCAUAAUAGUGGCUGGUUUAGAUUUGUCUGUGGAGGCUGAGAGUUUGGAUAGGGUGAAUCUCACACUUCCUGGUUAUCAAGAAAAACUCAUCGAUCUGGUAGCUCAAUCUACCUUAGGUCCAGUUAUUCUUGUUAUAAUGUCCGCAGGUGGUGUUGACAUAAGCUUUGCUAAGGAUAAUCCAAAUAUCAAAUCCAUCUUGUGGGCUGGCUAUCCUGGAGAGGAGGGUGGCCAAGCCAUUGCUGAUGUUAUCUUUGGGAAAUAUAAUCCUGGAGGAAGAUUACCUCUUACAUGGUUUGCAAAUGACUAUGUGAAUCUGCUGCCAAUGACAUCUAUGCCUUUGAGACCUAUCGACAGCUUAGGCUAUCCAGGCCGAACAUAUAAAUUCUACAAUGGCCCAACAGUGUAUCCAUUUGGAUUUGGCCUCAGUUACACCAAGUUCAAUUACAAUUUAACAUCUGCCCACACUUCAAUCAACUUAAACAUGAACAAGUUCCAGCAUUGCCGCUCAAUAGACUAUACAGACGCCGCCCAGAUGCCGGCAUGCGCUGGAGUCCUGAUUGACGACAUGGCAUGGCAGGAUCAGUUUUCGUUUGAAGUUGAAGUUCAAAAUGUAGGAGACCGAGAUGGCAGCGAGGUGGUCAUAGUUUACUCAACACCCCCACAAGGAAUUAAAGCAAGUUAUAUCAAGCAAGUGAUUGGUUUUCAGAGGGUGUUUGUGGCAGCAGGAGGCGUGGAGAAAGUUAAAUUUGACCUCAAUGUGUGCAAAAGCUUAGCCAUUGUUGACUAUGCUGCAAAUACUCUAUUGCCAUCUGGUGGACACACUAUCACCAUUGGUGACAGUGGAAACUCAUUCCCUUUUCAGGUCAAUCUUAGCCGUUAG
This is a messenger RNA of Mangifera indica (mango), 2478 nucleotides long. RefSeq names its product probable beta-D-xylosidase 5. Lineage: Eukaryota; Viridiplantae; Streptophyta; Magnoliopsida; Sapindales; Anacardiaceae. Gene Ontology annotation, biological process: xylan catabolic process; arabinan catabolic process. Gene Ontology annotation, cellular component: plant-type cell wall. The transcript is spliced from 6 exons. The coding region runs from base 1 to 2478 and encodes 825 amino acids. Gene Ontology annotation, molecular function: xylan 1,4-beta-xylosidase activity; alpha-L-arabinofuranosidase activity. The record is from RefSeq and is a predicted model, not a curated record.